CUCCAUAUAUACCCGGGGCGCCGCGCUCCACCUGGCCGCCGCCUCCAGCCCAGCACCUGCGGAGGGAGCGCUGAUCAUGGCUCCCUGGCCUGAACUGGGAAAUGCGCAGCCCAACCCCAAUCAGUACCUUGAAGGGGCUGAAAGUCAGCAGCCCAUCACCCCGGAUAAAAGCAAAGAGACCGACAAAAAUAACACUGGGGCACCUGUAACCAAGGUUGAACUUCUGCCAACGUACUCCACGGCGACACUGUUAGAGGAGGCCACCGAGGGGGACGACCCCUGGAACCUACCUACUCUUCAGGAUGCGGGGAUCAAGUGGUCAGAGAGAGACACCAAAGGGAAGAUUCUCUGUGUCUUCCAAGGGAUUGGGAAACUGAUUUUGCUUCUCGGAUUUCUCUACUUUUUCGUGUGCUCCCUGGAUGUUCUUAGCAGCGCCUUCCAGCUAGUUGGAGGAAAAAUGGCAGGACGGUUCUUCAGUAACAGCUCUAUUAUGUCCAACCCUGUGUUGGGGCUGGUAAUCGGGGUGCUGGUGACUGUCUUGGUGCAAAGCUCCAGCACCUCAACCUCCAUUGUCGUCAGCAUGGUGGCCUCGUCAUUGCUCACCGUUCGGGCUGCCAUCCCCAUUGUCAUGGGAGCCAACAUUGGAACGUCAAUCACCAACACGAUCGUUGCGCUUAUGCAGGCGGGAGACCGGAGUGAGUUCAGAAGAGCUUUUGCAGGAGCCACCGUCCACGACUUCUUCAACUGGCUCUCCGUGUUGGUGCUCUUGCCCGUGGAGAUUGCCACCCAUUACCUUGAGGUCAUAACCCAGCUUGUGGUGGACAGCUUUCACUUCAAGAAUGGAGAAGACGCCCCAGACCUUCUGAAAGUCAUCACUAAGCCCUUCACAAAGCUCAUUGUCCAGCUGGAUAAAAAAGUUAUCAGCCAAAUUGCAAUGAGCGAUGCAACAGCGAAAAACAAGAGUCUCAUCAAGAUUUGGUGCAAAACUUUUACCAACAAGACCCAGAUGAACGUCACUGUUCCCUCGACUGCUGACUGCACCUCCCCUUCCCUCUGUUGGACGGAAGGCAUCCAAACCUGGACCUUGAAGAACGUGACCUACAAGGAGAACAUCGCCAAAUGCCAGCAUAUCUUUGUGAAUUUCCACCUUCCGGAUGUUGCUGUGGGCGUCAUCCUGCUCGUCAUCUCCCUGGUGGUCCUCUGUGGUUGCCUGAUCAUGAUUGUCAAGAUUCUGGGCUCUGUGCUCAAGGGGCAGGUGGCCACUGUCAUCAAGAAGACCAUCAAUACUGAUUUCCCCUUUCCCUUUGCGUGGUUGACUGGCUACCUGGCCAUCCUCGUUGGGGCAGGCAUGACCUUCAUCGUGCAGAGCAGCUCUGUGUUCACGUCGGCCUUGACCCCUCUGAUUGGAAUCGGCGUGAUAACCAUUGAGAGGGCUUAUCCACUCACGCUGGGUUCCAACAUCGGCACCACCACCACCGCCAUCCUGGCCGCCUUAGCCAGCCCAGGCAGCUCGAUAAAGAGUUCACUCCAGAUUGCCCUGUGCCACUUUUUCUUCAACAUCUCCGGCAUCUUACUGUGGUACCCGAUCCCGUUCACUCGCCUGCCCAUCCGCAUGGCCAAGAGGCUGGGCAACAUCUCUGCUAAGUAUCGCUGGUUCGCAGUCUUCUACCUGAUCGUCUUCUUCUUCCUGAUCCCGCUGACGGUGUUCGGCCUCUCGCUGGCCGGCUGGCCGGUGCUGGUGGGCGUCGGCGUGCCCGUCCUCUUGAUCAUUAUCCUGGUACUGUGCCUUCGCCUGCUGCAGUCCCGCUGCCCACGCAUCCUGCCCAAGAUACUCCAGAACUGGAACUGCCUGCCGCUGUGGAUGCGCUCGCUGAAGCCCUGGGACGCCGUGGUCUCCAAGCUGACCGGCUGCUUCCAGCUGCGCUGUUGCUGCUGCUGCCGCGUGUGCUGCCGCCUGUGCUGCCUGCUAUGUGGCUGCAAGUGCUGCCGCUGCAGCAGGUGCUGCGAGGACUUGGAGGAGGGGCAGGAGGCGCAGGGCGUCCCUGUCAAGGCCCCUGAGACCUUUGACAACAUAACCAUUAGCAGAGAGGCGCAGGGUGCGGUCCCUGCCCCGGACCUAAAGACCGAAUGCACGGCCUUGUAGGGGGCCGCCCGGGUGCCGGAGGCGGGGGGAGGGACCUUGAGUCCUGCGUGCUCUCCUCCCUCCCACUUUCACCACCUCAAGGAGAUUUGUUUCAAAUUAGCGAAUGAAAUUGAUGCACUCCUACAUAACUCAAUUCCCUGUGGCUUGGAUAGGCCUACAGGGCAGUUUGAUUCCAACCCCUGGAGACUCAGUAGUCUCUUACUCCAGGAAGACACAGGACGAUGCCUAAAGAGAAUCAGAGAAUGAACGUGGCUGGAAAGAUGGCUAAUCCUGCACGUAGCUGGGUUGGUCAGUAGAACCUAUUUUCAGACUCCUAGACCAUCUUCAGAAGGAAAAGGCCCAGGGAAGGAAUGUAUGGGAGGCUCCCCCAGAUGGGGAAGUGUAUUCUCUAUGACUAUGGAGCUCAGGCCUCUUUUUUUUUUUUUUUUUUAAACCAAAGUCUGGCGACCGAGAGCAGCAACCUCAUGGCCUCCUUGCCCCAGAUCAGCCCCAGGGAGCAUCUGCUCUGCUAAUGGUUAUGUUGUCCGAGGGUCAGGGGACAAAGCGUCAUUAUUUGGAAACUGAAGGUCACAAAUGUGGGUCCAUCCCACUUCCUAGUGCUCCCACAUUUCCGAUCAGGGUUUCCUUACCUGGACAGGUGUGCUUGUCCAAGCAGUUCACCCACAGUGUCCUUGUCCUCAUGCUUCAGGGAUGGGAGCCACUCCUGAACUACAGAGAGUUCAGGCUGGAUACACGUGCCCAGCUGCUGCUCUUGUCUUAGGAGACAGAGAGAAUGGGGCAGAUGGAGGAGAAGAGAAGGGGAAUGGGUAGCUUGGCAUUCAGGGGAUGUGGUGGAUCUGCCAAAAGGGCCCCAGGUUCUGAAUUUAGCAAACUUAGAAGCCAAAUUAAAACGCAUUGUGGCUAAAGACUAAUGCUCCUCUCUUGGUCAGACAACAAAAACCCUCCCUGUUGGAUCUUUUGAAAUAAAACAUGCAAAUUCUCCAGCCUGCAUGCUGCCACCUUGAAUCCCAGGGAUUAUCUGUGUCUGGAAUAGCUCUUCACCUCUCUCAGCCUCCUCACUUUCUGUGCAGGAUGACUUCCUGGGUUAACUUCCUUCUUUCCAUCCAUCCACCCACUGGAAUCUCUUUCCAAACAUUUUUCCAUUUUCCCAUAGACGGGCUUUGAUUACCUGCCCUCUCCAUGCCCGCAAAGCUCCAGACUUUUCUCAGGGCGCAGAAUUCGGCACCCAGUUGGACUGCCCGGUGAAGCAGGAUCAUUGAGUACAGUCGAGCGCACGUGUGUCUGGGUCAAAGGGGUGCGCUCCUUCUCAUCCUAGAUGCCUUCUCUGCCUUCCACAGCCCCUUCCUAUUACAUCACUGCCCCCCACCCACCCCCAACCAUCCUAGUUCUUCCUGGCCAAUGAGCUCCAGCCUUAUCUAGGAAAGGGGGAGUAGGGGAAGCCAGGUGGCAAGGUUGGGUGCUCCCCCAUCCCAGCUUCUCCACCAUCCCAGCAGGUCAGGAUAUCAGACAGUCCUCCCCUGACCUUCACCCUCUGUAGCAAUUCCCCAACAGAGUCAAAUUCUCUGUUUAUAGUCACAGCCCUGUACAGCAUUUUUCAUAAGUUAUAUAGUAAAUGGUCUGGAUGAUUUUGUGCUUCUAGUGCUCUCAUUUGGAAAUGAGGCAGGGUUCUUCUAUGAAAUGGGAAGAAAGAAACCACUUUGUAUAUUUUGUAAUAUCACCUCUGUGGCCAUGCCUGCCCGCACACUCUGUACAUAUGUAAGUUAAACCUGGGCAGGGGCUGUGGCCUUUUUGUAUUCUGGUGAUUUUUAAAAAUUGGAUCUUUGUACUUGCAUUGAUUGUAUAAUUUUGAGACCAGAUCUUGUUGUAUUGCUCAGGCUGGUGUCAAACUCCUGGGUUCAGGAAAUCUGCCCACCUCAGUCUCCCCAAGUGGUGAGAUUACAGGCAUGAGACACCACAUCAGGCCUGAUUUUUUUGUUUUUUUUUGUUUUUUUUACUGGUUGUGGAAAGGGAGAAAUAAAAUCAUCAAAC
Molecule: messenger RNA, 4171 nt
Organism: Saimiri boliviensis boliviensis (Bolivian squirrel monkey)
Lineage: Eukaryota; Metazoa; Chordata; Mammalia; Primates; Cebidae
Gene: SLC34A2
Product: solute carrier family 34 member 2
Biological process (GO): sodium-dependent phosphate transport; intracellular phosphate ion homeostasis
Cellular component (GO): apical plasma membrane; vesicle; brush border
Molecular function (GO): sodium:phosphate symporter activity
Source: RefSeq, a predicted model, not a curated record